Molecule: messenger RNA, 1307 nt
Organism: Medicago truncatula (barrel medic)
Lineage: Eukaryota; Viridiplantae; Streptophyta; Magnoliopsida; Fabales; Fabaceae
Product: vesicle-associated protein 1-2
Exons: 8
Coding region: 255-983 (242 amino acids)
Biological process (GO): endoplasmic reticulum membrane organization
Cellular component (GO): endoplasmic reticulum membrane; plasma membrane
Source: RefSeq, a predicted model, not a curated record
UUUCAACGCACGUUGAUAGUACCACUUUCUCCACCACAUAGAAAAAUAGAAAACCAAAAGAAGAAAAGAAAAAAAAAAACUGAAUCCCUGUCAUCAUAAUCAUAAUCAUAAUCGCGUUUUCCCUAACUCCAAUUAUUUUCAUUUUCAUUUUCUUCUCGAUACGAUCUCAGAUCUCUCUCCCUCCAAUUUCAUCUUCUUCACAUCAAAACGCACUUUUUCAAAUAAUCACUUUUUUCUGCUUCAAUUACCAAGAGAUGAGUCCCGAUGGUGAUCUCCUCAGUAUCGAACCUCUCGAACUCAAGUUCCCCUUUGAGCUGAAGAAGCAGAUCUCGUGUUCUCUUCAAUUGUCUAAUAAGACUGAUAGCUAUGUAGCUUUCAAGGUGAAAACAACCAAUCCCAGGAAGUAUUGUGUUCGUCCUAACACUGGAAUUGUCUUGCCAAGAUCUACCUGCGAUGUUAUGGUUACCAUGCAAGCGCAAAAAGAAGCUCCAGCCGAUAUGCAAUGCAAGGAUAAGUUUCUUCUUCAGAGCGUAAAAACCAACGAUGGUGUCAGUCCAAAAGAUAUCUCUGCGGAGAUGUUCAACAAGGAGGCAGGGCAUGUGGUCGAGGAGUGCAAAUUGAGAGUGGUGUAUGUCUCUCCGCCGCAACCACCAUCUCCAGUCCCAGAAGGUUCUGAGGAAGGGUCAUCACCUAGAGGUUCUUUUUCAGAAAAUGGAAAUGCCAAUGGUCCUGAAUUCGCACAAGUAACAAGAGGAUCUGCUGAACGACCUGAGGCUCAAGACAAAUCUGCAGAGGCAAGAGCUCUUAUCUCAAGGCUGACUGAAGAAAAGAAUAAUGCAAUUCAACAAACUAGCAGGCUCCGCCAGGAACUGGAGCUGCUGAAGCGCGAAGGCAACAGAAAUCGUGGUGGAGUGUCAUUUAUCAUCGUCAUAUUAAUCGGCUUACUUGGCUUAAUCAUGGGGUAUCUCAUGAAGAAGGCAUAAGCAUUUGCACGAUUUGAUUUCACCAUAGAUUUUUACUUUGUUCCUGACUGUUCAAGCAAUUGUGGCGAAAGUAAUGUAGAUCAAUUCAUCUGGUGUUGGUUUUUCUUUUUAUUUUCCCUUGUAUUUUUGGGUGGAUAACAUUUUGGAAGUAGAAGACUUUAGGGGAAGUUGUGGGUCUGUUGUUACUCUUAAUAUGAACUGACUCAUGCUUUGGGUGACAUGCAUUCUUUUUGUAACUUAAGAGGAAAAGAUUGUUGUUUCUUUUGUGGUUCAUUUAGUGACUAUGGUAACAUCAAGUUGGUCGAAACGACCACACUUCCGGGA